GUUACAAUCUACUAUUACUAAACUAAUCCUAAGCUACUUGGUUAUUUACAGAGUGAUCCCUAUCAUCUAAUAGGCCUUCGUUUGGUGGUUCUCACUAGUCAUUCCCCUUUUGAGAUUUCUUUAGUUCGCUUCAAUCAAGUUCUUUAGUGGUUCCUUUGCAUGGUCAUGACUGACAAUCAACUGGUUGUAGUGGGUUUCUUGUCAAAUGGUUGUCUUCUUCCUAGGCUUAAAAUCCCAAACUUGAGGUGGCCAUUCCAAAAUUUCCGUGAACACAUAAAAUUUGGGGGGAAAUUGACUGUUUCAUGCUUAUAUAACAGAAAGGAGGAUUUGUUCCAAUCAAGUCAACUGUAAGGUCAGCCAAAAUCUCACAAUUUCAUACUCUUAAGCUGCAUCACUUCUUCUUUUUAGAUGGUCAUUAACAUCUUCUGAACUUCAUGCCUUGCAGCUCUUACGAGCCUGAGAAUGAUGUAAUGAGAAAAGCACAGGAGAUUGUAUCUAAUCUAUCUGCAAACUUCCCUUCCUUGAUAAAGGUCAUGCACCCUUCACAUGUUAAUAGAGGAGCUUCUGUGCGUCUAUUGGCAGAGUUUUGCCACAAGCAUUUACCUGAGGAGGACUCAAUGAUCGAGUUGGAGGAUGAGAAUGGUGAAGUUGACACGACAAAGUAUCUAGCCUAUAAGAACACUUUCAGUGCGGGAUGGGCAGCGUUUGCCAGCAAGCAUGAUUUAGUUGAAGGAGAUGUUCUGGUUUUCGUGUUACUUAAGCCAACCAAAUUCAAGGUCUACAUUGUGAGGACAAGUAGGUCAGAGGGAGUGGAUGGUGAUCUUGAUAUGGGGAAGAAACCUGUUUACACAAACAAUCGGAGUACAAGUGGCAAGUCAGCUUUCAAAACUGUCCACGAUUCUGAUCUUUCAUCCGACGAUAACUACGUACUUGAUGAGUCGAAGAAUGAAAGUGAUGAAGAUUUUGGAUUCGAUAUCCCGGACGGUAUUCGGAUGUCAUCAGAAUCCACAGUUGAUUUCCGACAAGUGAAGAGCUUUGCUGACUUUGACAUUAUAGUGAAUGGCUUGGUGAUCAACAGUGAGCUCUCUAAGCAGCUCCAGCAUAAGUACUAUGAACUAUGCAGCUGUUGGAAAAAAUGGAUCGAAAUGCUCACUGACUCUCUUAUUUCUUCACCUUCCCACAACUCACAAUUGCUCAAACACUCUCUACUUUCUUUCUUAUUUGCUUUGCUUUGCUUGGGAUGAAGAAAUCAUACACAAACCAUGGCUAUUUAUAGCCAAGUUCCAACACUAAAUUGUGGCUUAUACUUUGCCACACCUAACUACCAUUUUACACCUACUUAACCCCACAAAUAUCUACCCAUUUGUGGUUCUUCUUUUUUCUUCUUUUCUUAAUCCAUAACUACCCACAUUAAUACACACUCUAGAUAACUCCACACACUUCACAACUCUAACUAGUUGUGAUGUUACAUUUUUUUUUUGUUUAUUAAACUUUAUUCUUCAAU
Molecule: messenger RNA, 1504 nt
Organism: Linum trigynum
Lineage: Eukaryota; Viridiplantae; Streptophyta; Magnoliopsida; Malpighiales; Linaceae
Source: the annotation of a GenBank genome assembly